Messenger RNA from Morchella importuna, 927 nucleotides. RefSeq lists its product as uncharacterized. NCBI's taxonomy places the organism in Eukaryota, Fungi, Ascomycota, Pezizomycetes, Pezizales, Morchellaceae. The transcript has a single exon. Bases 1 to 927 code for a protein of 308 amino acids. The record is from RefSeq and is a predicted model, not a curated record.
AUGGGCCCCCUCCCCGACCCCGACUCCCCCGACUCCCCCGCCGACAUGACCGCCCACGGCCUCAACAACGCGCGCCCCCUCUUCCUACAAACCACACUCCUCGGACGCUCCUCCAUCACCGAAUUCCUCAUGCUCUUCUCCCUCCCCAUCCCCCCCGUCCUCCCCGCACGCCUCGACAUCCCCCUCGGCCUCCCCUUCCCCACCUUCCUGACCCGCCUGCACACGCCGGCCACACCCAUGCCCGAGCGCAUCAGGCACUGGGACAUCCGCAUGCCCCUCCCCUGGCUCUACCCACACAAGCACCCCGACCCCAUCGUCCUCCAGCCGCGCAAGGUCUGGACCACCCGUCUCACGCCCGGGCGUAGCUUUGCGGACACCACAAGGCUCGUCGAGGCGUUCCUGGACCGCGUGGGGGUGCACGGGGAAUGCCAGUUCCGAGGGACCACACGGCGAGACGUGGAUGUGGCGGUGGGGGUGUUUGGGCCGGCGGCUGUCGAGCCGACGGAUCUGGGGAGGGGGGUGUAUACGACGGAGGAUUUGGGGCUGGCGCUGGCGUAUGCGGCGGGUGGGGGGCAGGGGGUGCUGUGGGUGUUUUUGGAGGGGAUGGGGGCGGCGAUGAGGGGUGGGUUGAGUGUGGGUGGGGUGGAGGGGAAGGAGUGGGAGUUGGUUGCGGGGGGGAGGGCAAGGGAUGUGGAGUAUAUGGAGGAUGUGGUGGUGGGGGCGGUGAGUGCGGAUCGGGGGGCUGCGGGGAUGCAGGGGUGUGCUGAGGGGAGGUGUAGGGUUGUGCCGUGGGUGGAGGGGGUGCCGUGGAUGUGUUGGAGGAGCAAGAAGGCUUGGAGGGUGCUGAUGAAGGGGCUGGCGGCGUUGGUGUAUUUGGAGGAGGCGCCAGAAGUGGAGGAGUAUGGGGGAUGGACGGUCGUGGAGUAG